Brienomyrus brachyistius is the source of this 1679-nucleotide messenger RNA. RefSeq names its product BTB/POZ domain-containing protein KCTD8-like. The coding region runs from base 1 to 1275 and encodes 424 amino acids. The record is from RefSeq and is a predicted model, not a curated record. Gene Ontology annotation, biological process: protein homooligomerization; regulation of G protein-coupled receptor signaling pathway. Lineage: Eukaryota; Metazoa; Chordata; Actinopteri; Osteoglossiformes; Mormyridae. Gene Ontology annotation, molecular function: protein binding. The transcript is spliced from 3 exons.
AUGGCUUUGAGGGAGAGUGUCCUGCCCAUCAGCGAAGUGUCGGGCUCCUUCCCGGAGGUGGUGGAGCUCAACGUGGGGGGUCAGGUGUACGUCACCAAGCAUUCGACGCUGGUCAGCGUCCCCGACACCACGCUGCACGCCAUGUUCUCCCGCCGGCCGCUCCGCGACCUGCCACGCGACAGUCGCGGCCGCUUCUUCAUCGACCGCGACGGCUUCCUCUUCCGCUACGUGCUGGACUUCCUGCGCGACCGGCAGCUCGUCCUCCCUGAGCACUUCCCCGAGAAGGAGCGGCUCCAGCGGGAGGCCGAGCACUUCCAGCUGGCCGAGCUGCUCCGGCUCCUGGCCCCACGGGUGCCCAAGCAGGGCUCGGUGAACGACGAGGGCUGCCUGAGCGACCUGGAGGAGAGUUCUCAGAGCAGCGAGCCGGCCCGCUCAGCCUCCGGCGCCGACCGGUGCUCAGGCUUCCUCACCGUCGGAUACCGCGGCUCCUACGCCGCCAUCCGCGACGGCCAGACCGACGCCAGGUUCCGGCGUGUUCCGCGGAUCGCCAUCUGCGGCCGCAUCGCCCUGGCCAAGGAGGUGUUCGGCAACACGUUGAACGAGAGCCGGGACCCCGACCGACCACCAGAGAAAUACACGUCUCGCUUCUACCUGAAGUUCACCUACCUGGAGCAGGCCUUCGACCGGCUCUCGGAGGCCGGCUUCCACAUGGUGGCCUGCAACUCCACCGGGACGGCCAGCUUCGUCAACCAGCGGCGGGACGACAAGAUCUGGAGCAGCUACACUGAGUACAUCUUCUUCAGGCCCCCCACCAGGACAUCGUACCCCAAGCAGGAGUCAGAGGAGCACAAGGACGGGAAGCUCCCAGCCAAGGGCAGCGAGAGCGGCGCCUCCUUGAACGAACUGUCCACCUCCAGCUCCGAGACACACUCAGAGAUCACCUCCCCCCAGGAGGACCCGGUGGACGGCGGUAUGCUGGCCCCUGGCCACGGCCUCCAGCCGGCCUCCCGCCAGCCGAGCACUCUCACCCUGGGCCGGCCCUCCAAGAAAGGCUCCGUGCAGUGGAUGCAGCUCCCCGACAAGCGGCGAAACAGCGAGCUCUUCCAGUCGCUGGUGGGAAGCGGCAGCCCGCGAGAAGGAGGCCUCAACCGGCGGAAGCUCACCGAGAAGCUGAGUACCGAGGAGGAGAUGAAGCAAUGCAUCCAGGACUUCCACAAUAUCAAAAUCCCAUUUGAGAGUAAAGCUUGGAGCCAAAUCACAGGGUUAUCCAUUUAGACAAUGUCCCUGGAGUAUUUCAGGGGCUAGGGGCCUUGCUCAAGGGUCCAACAGACGGGUGACUAUUUUACCGCCAACAGGAUUUGAACCAGCAACCUUCUGAUCACAGGCAUAGAGGCUUAGCCUGUGGAGAUACACAACCCCCUGGUUUGAGAGCUGCUUCUGUCUGAAGCUUCAUGACAGUCAGAUGUUUGCAUUCAAGACCUGACUAAACAUUUUACCACUAAGUUGCAGACCUGAUACAAAAACUAAGUAUCAGUAACUGACUGCAAUUUUCGAAGGGCAUGUUUCAAACAAUGGUAUACUGGAUGUAAAAUCUUUUGCAUGAACAUUGUCAGAAGACUAGUGAUAAACCACAAUAAUGUGUUAUGGUAGCAGAAUGAACAGAAAGAACAAGCGUAAAA